Messenger RNA from Chara braunii, 4244 nucleotides. NCBI's taxonomy places the organism in Eukaryota, Viridiplantae, Streptophyta, Charophyceae, Charales, Characeae. The record is from the annotation of a GenBank genome assembly.
UCGAUUUUCUUUUGGUUUUCGCCUACCCCGGCUACCCGUAGUGCUCAGACUAGUGUACGUUAUAUUCCCCUCUAUAUCAUUUCAUUGCCCCGUGGGUUUUCAAUCCGAAGGGCGCUCCCAGAUACGUUAUAACCCGGCAGACACAGAUACAUCACAUACUUCACUGCUGCCGACGCGAAGCGCAAACGUCGGCCAGAGACCAAGCAAGCGCUGUUUGGCUCGGAGGAAGUCCGUGCGAGUGCGGAGGCGGUUCCAUAACUGAGAGAGAUUGCUGUCUUGGGCCUGCUUGUCUUUCCAUCAAGCGGUGGACUGCAGACUCUUUUUUGGGAUUCUUGAGACUGAAGGACGGACGAGGUUGCUGUACUUGAGGAGAUGGCUGGUAACGCUAACAUUGAUCACAUUCCCCUCCAGGGGGAUGGGGUUCCAAGGCGGAAGUCUGGCCGGAAAGCAGUGAAAAUUUGUCUGAUAUCCAUGGUUGUUGCCUGUGCAGUUGCCAUCCUCAUUGCUGUCCCCAUUACCUACGGGCGUCGCAACAGACACCAUAAUAGGAAUGGGAACACACAGAAUAUGGCAAUGACAUCUGGUGAGGCAGUGGAGCUCUUGUGUGACAAUGCUGAUGACCAGGAGCUAUGUAAACAGUCGUUGAUGGUAGACGAGAAUGGCAACAACUUGAAUGCGAGCGCAAGUAUAGACACGAGGACACUUGCUGCGUUUCCUAUGAGGCUGCUGAAUGCAUCUUCUUCGCAAGUGGCUGCCGUAAAUCGAGCCAUCGAUGAUAUUGUUGUGCGGGCCCAAAACACAUCGUGGGAACGAGCAGCUCGUGCCUGUAAUGACAGCUUCGCAGAUGCCCUUCUGAUGUUGGUGGACAUUGCAAAUGCCACAGCACAGGAGGACUACAAUACUGCCAAGGCCGGGCUGGCUGCACUUCGGACGGAGACUGCAGAUUGCGCCGAGGAGCUCUUUAAGGCACUCAACUUGUCGUAUGAACCGUAUAACAGCUCUGAUUCAAUGAACGUGACGUUUUUGUCAGUCGAGCACCAGUUUAGCGUCUCAAUGGGUGCCACGUUGUACAAUUCUACUCUGACUCUUGCGUUUCAAUUGUCAAAUGCGAUGAAUGUCAUCACGAACAUUAAAGAUAAGAUCAAGGGGGGGCGUAUGCUGUUAGGAGGUGUGCGGCGCUUGUCACGAAGGAGGCUGCUGGCCCAGGCUGACGUUGAUCGCAGGAUGGAGCCUCGCUUCACUGUUGACCCAAGGGGGGGGGCUGAUUUCAAGAAAAUUCAGCAGGCAAUUAAUGCGGCUUUCCAGAUGAGGACUGAGGGAGCAACUGAGAGAAUAGUCAUCAAGAUCAAGGCAGGAUUGUACAGGGAGAAGGUUCUUGUCCCUAGGGAACUGUGGAAGUUGACCAUCAUUGGGGAUGGCCCGGAUCGAACCACCGUCCAGUGGGGUGAUUAUACCAAUCCUCAAAACACUACUGGAUUGCGAACCAGGGAGACAUACACUUUCGCUGUGGAGGCUGUUGGAUUCCUGGCCCUCGACAUGACUUUCGAGAACAAUGCUGGCUGGAGUGCGACGGUGCAGCAGGCGGUCGCUCUUCGGGCAUCUUUACGAACCCUCCGCGCAGCUCCACAAGAACUUGGAUCCGGACUGGCUGCCUUCAGCAACUGCCAUUUCCUCGGUCAUCAAGAUACCCUUUACUCCCACACCGGUUGGCAGUUCUACGAUAAGUGUGUAAUCAAUGGAACGGUGGACUACAUCUUUGGAAACGCUGCUGCCGUCUUUCAGAAAUGCGCUCUCAACAGCAUCCGCACGAACGGCACCAACACAAUCACUGCCCAGUCCCGGACAAGUGAGAAAGAGGAAACAGGCUUUGUGUUCCGCUACUGCGAAGUGGAUCGCAAUUCGAAGAAUCAGACCAUUUUCAUGGGUGCAAACCACCCUAAUCGUCUUGUCUAUCUGGGCCGGCCUUGGAGACCCUAUUCCCGAGUCGUCUUCAUGUUCUGCUAUAUUGGAGGCAUUCACCCAGAAGGCUGGUCAGUAUGGACCACUAUGGGAAGGGGCUCGGAUAAUCAUGAGACUGCAGAGUACUACGAAUACCGGAAUGAUGGGCCCGGUGCUCGUACAGAGUCUCGAGUGCCAUGGAGCCGAGUUUUGCCAGCUGACGAAGCUGGGGACUACACGGUUGCCAAAUUCAUCCAUGGAAGGACCUGGCUCCCUCGCCUUGGCAUCAGUCAAGAUAUGUGGGUAUGAUGUUGCUGAACACACGGUGACUUUUAUAUUCUCAUCCACCUUAAAGCCCUUGUUUCGACUACAGGUUUUGUUUUCAGGUUAAGCUGUCCUCCUUCACCCGACUGCAGAUUUUCUUCUUGCUUUAGGCUGGUUGCAGAUUAAAUUUCUGUUUUCAUCUUGGACUGCCUCGGGUCGACUUCUUUCCGUAUGGAACUUUUUUCUCAUGCACGCCGGGCCCCACAUUGGUUGGUUCUCGUCACCAGCAGGCAGUAGCUAAGCUGGCCCUGGCCUGUCUUCCCUGGCUGUGACCGGGGGCCCCUUGUACAAUUGUACAAUGAGUAUGGGCCACGACCAUGCCCAGGUAUGAAGGGGAAGUAAAGAUGGCUCCUCCCCCUCCUCUCCAUCUUCCUGUUUUUCGUCGUCGCAGAUGUGUCCCGAGUUGCAGCUGUUGAUUGUGUUUCUAACAGAGACCAUCUUGAUAACUGUCCGCCCCUCGAUCUUUUCCUGGGUCGUUUCGCUGGGGCACUGUCGCUGCUCCGUACUGAGGUCAUAAAGGCAGGGUAGAAUUACGCGGCCCCCACCCUCAGGAAUCCUAUCCUUGGCGCUUUUCCUCCUGGGAGAACCGCUAGCAGUACUUCCAUGACACCAUUCAUAGCAUCUGAGACGGACGACGUGCUGAUAGAUGAACAGCGGCUGUGGUUCUUGGCCCUAAUGGAAGUGCCACCCAGUUCUGCUUGUAAUAGCCUUGUAUAUACCCGCGGUACAGCUGAGGGAAACAUUUUGCUGGUUUGACAUCUUCCUGGCAUUCCCCCAUUUAGCCCCCUGCUUCCUCCCUGUCCCGCAGCCCCCUUCCUUCAAAGUGAGUGCGUGCUAACAACUCCAUCGCAGGAGGAUCAGGGAAGCAAAAAGAGGUAAGGAUCCUCGGCUGUGACAUUCGUUUUGCAAUGAGAAGUGGUGCAACAUCGACUGCAGCCUCAUCUUCGACAACGGAAGAAGUGAAAUGCAUAGGAGAGUGAGGGCAUUAUCACGUCAAGCUGCGCUGAAGGCGAAGGAAGGUUAAGGCGGUGGUGCUUCUGAUGGUUUGCUUGUCCCGGUUGUAUGCUCUCCGUUUUGCUCGACGGUAAUAUGUGUUAGCUGGAAUGUUUAGCACACCACAUGUGCUGAGGGUAGAUGAUUGGAGAUAUACAGCCCUUCUCAUUAACUAAUGGCUCGUUCCGUCACUCUGCCACUCAUGUGCAUCCUACCAGGUGUGUCAGGAUGGGCCGCAUGCGUUCCUUCAACACUUCAGACAUCUUCUCACUCUUUUUUAUUGUCUAUAGACUCUAUACGUCUCGUCUCCUAAACGGUUUCUGCCCAGUUGCCAGUAUUUAUGUGGGGGCAUUCUCUGUAUGUGUACUAGCAUCUGAGGAAAGCUGACUCCACCUUCCAGCACCUCUCUUCGCCGUAGCGUCUUUCCCUAUGCUCUGGGCAGCUUCGUGCUUCGCCUGUACCCAAAUGACAUGAAUACGUAGCCUUCACAGCAUAUUGACCCUGCCAUUCCGAUGGGGUUGUGAAAGAAACAGUUUCUAUUUACUUUGUUAAAGUUUAUUUUUCUUUGUCAGGAGCGCGCAGGGAGUGCUCUCUGGAGAUUCAAACAGGGGCACACUGAGAAUAGAACUGAUGCAAUGGAACCGUGUGUCGUUAUUUUAGAAAACCUUUCCUGUGUGAGAGAGCUAGUGCAUCUCAGGUACGACUGUUGUGUGUGUGCGUGUGUGUGUGUGUGUGUGUGUGUGUGUGUGUGUGUGUGUGUGUGUGUGUGUGAGAGAGAGAGAGAGAGAGAGAGAGAGAGAGAGNGAGAGAGAGAGAGAGAGAGAGAGAGAGAGAGAGAGAGAGAGAGAGAGAGAGAGAGAGUCUUUGGAUUUCUGAGAGACACAUCAUUCUAAUUGGCUGUGGGCACGGUUAUUCUUUUCGCAUUCCCUCUUCUAUGGGCGGUGAUCAUUUCUUUGAUAGAAUGAGCCUUGUGCUGACUUCACAAACGG